UGAUCGAGUCUCGCUUGGCUUAGGAUAUAGGCAAUUCUAUGGAUUCGUUUUCAUAGCCUUUCGGUGCUUGAAUUUUACUUUCAUUCUCUUUUAUCUUUUUCUUUUUUCAACUUAUAUCUACGAACAAUGGAAUUGGAACCAAUGGUUCAAAUUUUUACAUAAUUGGCAUCAUGUCCUUAUCCUUGGAUGUUGGAAGAAGGUGCUCUUAGCUUAGACAAAAAGCAAAACCCAAAGUUGCAAUUGCUGACUUCUACUUCUCAUACCCAUAAUUCCUUUCCCCUUCUCACUCCCUCCUCCCUCUCGUUUUUGCUUUAUUUUGACUCCAAAUCUCCCUCAUUUUUUGCCGUUCUUGGGUUGCUGUCGUUUGAAAAACUUUCGCCCGCUUUCUUGAGUUCAUGUGCUGGAGUUGUUUCUUGUUUCCCAUGCUGCAAAUAUGGCUAUAGACGUCUGCACAGAGAUUUCAAGCGCUGGAAUUAGUCCAAGAAUUUCAUUCUCCCAUGAUCUCAACCAAACUGCAGAUGAUGUGUCCAUUGAUCGUAGAUUAGAUUCAUGUUUACUGGAUUCAGAUUUUGAUUUCUGCAUCAGCAGCAGCUUUGUCCAAGAAUUCUCUUCUGCAGAUGAGCUCUUCUCUAAUGGCAAGAUCCUUCCUAUCGAAAUCAAGAAACACUUCGUUUCUACUAAAGAUACUGAUCAACCAAAACCUGUCCCUUCUCCUCGUCCUCUGCAAACUCCUACAGAGAAGAAGCUGCUGAAGGAGUUCUUGUCAAUGAGCAUUGAUGCAGAUGAAAAGCCUGCGUCGAAAUCUUUUUGGCAGUUCAAGAGAAGCAAUAGUCUGAAUUGUGAUAGUUCUCGAAGUAAAGGUCUAAUUCGUUCACUCCAGUUUCUUUCAAGAAGCAACUCUACAGGGUCAGCUCCAAAUCCUACAAAACAAGCGAUGUUCUCCAAGGAAACUCCGAAACCACGUUUGCGAAAACAACAUUCUGUUCCGAGCAGAAAAUCACCGGCGGCAAGUUCAGGGGCAUUCUACUCUUAUAAUUCAGGGCAGAAACCACCUCAAUUAAGGAAAUGUGGGUCUUAUGGCAAUGGAGUUAGAAUUAGUCCUGUCUUGAACAUACCAGCUCCUCACAUUUCCAGAGUAACUGUGAGUCUGUUUGGUUUUGGUUCGCUGUUCUGUAAUGGUAAGGCUAAAAAAAAGAAGAGAUGAUUAUUAAGUUGAGAGUUCCAUUCAUGACUGAAUCUUUUCAAAGUACAGACGUGUUUAGCUGUCU
This is a messenger RNA of Manihot esculenta (cassava), 1268 nucleotides long. RefSeq lists its product as uncharacterized. Lineage: Eukaryota; Viridiplantae; Streptophyta; Magnoliopsida; Malpighiales; Euphorbiaceae. The transcript has a single exon. The coding region runs from base 434 to 1204 and encodes 256 amino acids. The record is from RefSeq and is a predicted model, not a curated record.